Messenger RNA from Staurois parvus, 327 nucleotides. The record is from the annotation of a GenBank genome assembly. NCBI's taxonomy places the organism in Eukaryota, Metazoa, Chordata, Amphibia, Anura, Ranidae.
AUGGGUCCCUGUACGGCCUCCCAUUGCUGCUGUCUCCAUCGCCACACUCUGCCAUGUGCCACUUUCAGGUCUCCUCACACUGCUGGUGUGUUCCAUUUUUUGACAUAUAGGGUGCUGGCAGAUUACGGGCCUCCCAUAGCGCUGCCAGGCCCCUAAUCUGCCAUGGGCCCCUAUACCGCCUCCUCAUGCUGCUGCCAGGUCCAGAGUCUCUCAUGGGUCCCUGUACGGCCUCCCAUUGCUGCUGUCUCCAUCGCCACACUCUGCCAUGUGCCACUUUCAGGUCUCCUCACACACUGCUGGUGUGUUCAAUUUUUUGACAUAGGGUGC